CUAGCAUAGGGUCAGCACGGCGCUGUAAUCGAGUGUAUUUUAAAAAUGGAUGUCAUGGAAAAACCACUAGCAGCUAAAUACAGGAAUUGCACCGACCUGUGAUUGGAAGAUAAAAAUAGUAUGUCAGUGGCGAUGACGUGACAAUUCGUUACGUUAGCCGUUUCAAGAGUAAUGGUUUUUACACGAAAAAGACAGUCCACAGGAAAAUACAAUAAAAUAUUAAAUAUUUCUCAAAGACAAACGGUGCAGUAUUCUUUUGAAGUCGGCUGACUAGCUCGCUAAGAGUCAAUGUCCUAUCGAAGUUGAAGUUCAACUGUCGCAAAUCGGAUAACUUCACUGAGUGAUUCUGAGAUGAAACCUUUUGUCUGCAUCCACAUUGAUCUUAGAUUUUACCACUUACAUAUUGAAGAAAAGCCAUAAACAGAGCUUCAAUGUCCACGUACACCCAACUGAACCUCGGUGCGAUUCCUGCAGAUACCGCUGUUCAUACUAAAUGCAGGAAUUGCACCGGACGCGUUCUCGUCCCCAGAGUCACUCUAAGUUGUAACAAAAGAGCACGUGACCAAGAAAGACGGGCUCUGGGAACGAGAAUACACCGGACGCUCAUUGGUCGAAUGCGCAACUUGGCAUAAAUUAAAUAGCCGCGGGAAACUUUAAUUGAUUUUCUCGCGUUUUGAUUUUCGCUUGAUAGGACAAGACUUAGGCCACUGGAAAUAACACAUCACUUGUAUUCGAAGUUAAAUUAUACUGAAGCAGGGGUUAUAGGAUCCUGACUAAAGGUCAUCUAAACCUCGGGCUGAUUGUUCUUUGCCUUUUUUUCUUUUACUGCUUGACUUUACAAGUGUAACAUGCUCUCCUUGGUGAGUAUAUCGAAUCUGAAAUACCUCAGCAAUGUAAAAAUAAUGGUCACCUAAACAGCCUGGUUAAAUCCCAUCAUGUCCUUUGGAAGAAACAAAAAUCCCCUUUUCAGCAAACCGAAUAAUCAUUGCGUUUCAGCACGUAGCUGCGAGGACCAUUUGACCUGCCACAGGGGUGGGUGGGUGGGGUUGAGUUUUCGCAGAAAAAAGUCUGUGGAGAAACUAAAGACGAGUCAAUGCUUGUUUUAAGCUAAUAGAGUUACAUGUCAUGUUCACUCGCAAAAUUUAGGGAAAAAGGCGGUCCACCUGUAAGAGUUUGCUGAAAUUAGCUCUUGUAUUUACACUUUGUGUACCUGUGGAUAACAUUUCUACAUUGAUUUAUAUUUUUUUCAUUCAUUUUUUUUGGGGGGUGGAGGGGGAGUUGAGGGCAGUCAAUGACUAAACACUCAUCUGAAUGAAUCUGAACUCUAUUCCAUGCAGGCUGGUGACUGGCAAAAGUGCAGUAAGCAAGUAACCUCUUCUGCCCUUACCAGCCAUACCAGGAGAGAGGCCUUUGAAUUCAAUUUACCCCCACAAAAUCCCCUCGAAAUGCUGAUGGUGAUGUUGUUGUGUCAGAUUCUCCAAGAAUUACAACAAACCCCUUUUCAUUGAAAACAAUACCACCGUUUAGUCUGUUAACAACAUGGGAUAAGCAGCUAAGCUUCUGGCAGAAAGAAGAGAAGGGUUACUAUUAUCUGCAGCAUGGCUCCCAAUGUUUUGGCAUAUCUGAUGUUAAAGAUAUGUUAAAAGUACAUUAUGCAAGGGAUCUACAAAGGGCCGUCCAAGCAGAAUUAAACUGGUUUUCAGAACCAUACAUUAAACCACUGACUGUCCAAAUGUAUCCUCCAGAAAGUUCCAUAAAGAAAUUUCAGGAAAUUCUAUACUUGAAUCCUUUUGAUUAUAUUAUUCCAAACUAUGACAUGACACCAAAUGAAGUGGCUUCUCUCUGUGUCACACGAUGGGUUUUAAGUGACCUUCUUGACAGUAUUUACACACAUAUGUACUGUUUCAUGCACUCAAAAACUGUUUAAUUUGGUUUCUGUGCAUUUGAAAUCUUCUGUUUGUUUUAAAUUUGCUUUUUGUUUUGCAAAACUACUACCAGGGAUAAUCAACUUUUUGCCGGCUGUGAAAUAUAGCCCCAAGCUGUGAGCAUGAAUGUCUGGCUUUCUUAGCAUUAUAUAAAUCAUUGCCGAAAUGUUAUCUAGGUAACAGAUAUAUACGUUGGCUAGUUUAUACAUAAGCUUAAUAUAUGUAUGUUGUGGUUCAAUUUUGUCCUUGGUUUAUAUUUUCCUUUGUUUUUGUGUAUGGUAAUCUGUGAUAAUGAGUUUACAAUAAAGGAAACUAAAAUUUAAACCAAGGAUCAAAUUGAACCACAACAUAUACACUUAUAUAAACAAACUGUGUUAUUUUUCCUUUAAAUUAUUAAUAACAAACAAUAAAUGCGUUGUUCCAGGAAAUAUCCAUACUCCCUCCAAGGAUGGUAUUUUCCUUGGGAUGCCCCCACCAUUCGGGAAAUUCCAGGUUAAUUUCAUACUUUUCUUUAAAAAUCUUGGCCUUUCAAACCCCCCUCCCCUUCAGAAUUUUCCUUGGGGUUGGUGGGUAUGUUUAUUUUCUGGAACCACACAAUCCAAAUAAAUUACACUAGCCUUUUUGAGGGAGAAACUCCUGUAUAAAAGUUACAGGGAUUGCUUGUCUUCUAACUUAUCAAGUUGUCUCAUCUCAGUAAAGGCAUAGAAAUACACAGAAUUUGAUCUCACUUAAUUGGUAUGUUUAUAUUGGGGGUGGAAAGUCAGUAAAUAUAGAAAUAUCCAUUUACAAAAGCCCUGCACAUACUUUACUGCUAACAGUGUUGAAGUGGACUCCUCGAGGGGUCAAAGAAAGUCUUUGGUACACUAAAUUUUCUAAUGAGCCGCCCUGUGCCUAUUGUAUAGGAAUCCCCCCCCCCCCCACCGGCACACUAGCUACAAAGUUAAAUAAAAAGUUAUGUCACUUACACAGUUGUUCCCUGUGAUUCCCUGGUACCUCUAUUUUGUGUUCCCAAUAGAAACUUUAGCAUGAUUCAUUGCAUGCCCUCCAACAACAGUAUUAAUUUUUUUAAUACAGACCUUUGUCGCAAGACUAUAUUGAAAAGGGAUCGAUGUCUUGUCGCGGUUUCAAAAAAAAAAACUCUGGGGACGAGAACGCGUCCGGUGCAAUUCCUGCAUUUAGUUUGAACAGCGGUAUCUGCAGGAAUCGCACCGAGGUUCAGUCGGGUGUACGUGGACAUUGAAGCUCUGUUUAUGGCUUUUCUUCAAUAUGUAAGUGGUAAAAUCUAAGAUCAAUGUGGAUGCAGACAAAAGGUUUCAUCUCAGAAUCACUCAGUGAAGUUAUCCGAUUUGCGACAGUUGAACUUCAACUUCGAUAAGACACUCUUAGCGAGUCAGCCGACUUCAAAAGAAUACUGCACUGUUUGUCUUUGAGAAAUAUUUAAUAUUAUAUUGUAUUUUCCUGUGGACUGUCUUUUUCGUGUAAAAACCAUUACUCUUGAAACGGCUAACGUAACGAAUUGUCACGUCAUCGUCACUGAAAUACUAUUUUUAUCUUCCAAUCACAGGUCGGUGCAAUUCCUGUAUUUAGCUGCUAGUGAAAAACCACGCUCCUCUAAAUCAUGUCGCCUUCGCGAUUUUCUUCCCUCAUUCAGGCCUUCGUUUCUUUCUUUGAUCCUGUUUUGUGCCUGUGGCUAUCUCUGGCUGAGAAAUGAAACUUUGAAUGAUCGCAUGAUAGCGCUGGAAAAUCGCUUGAACAAGUUCCUCAGAGAGGAUCGCGUUGUGACUGAUGACCCGCCACAAGAGAUCGUAGGAAGUUCACCGUCAAAGCCAACUGCCACCAAACUGCCCGAGUAUAAAACAGGUAAGAAUCGUCUUCACUGUUUUGUUGUGCUUAUGUGGUGACUAUAAGCGUUUUGUACAUAGUUCAGUUUCAUGCUGGCAAGAAACGGAGAGCAGCGCAAUGGAAACUCUGUUGUGGAAUUUUGAUAAAGCUGGAAUCAUUAAAACGGGGGAAGCGGAAAUCUCUGCAAUGGGCAAUCUUUAAAGCAAAGAAUCUUAAAAGAAUCCGCACUGGACGCUAUUCAAAAUGAACAGAAAUACACCAAAGCCCGCCUAAGCACGCUUUUGAGGGUUGGGAGGGCAGGAGGAGGACUAUGGAGCGCGUUCAUUCUCCUUUUGGACCGCGCUGAAAUUCAGACAUGAACGUUGCUUAUUAUUUGCGCCGAAUAGGUCGAAAUCAUGACGUUUUUCUUCUUCUUGUGGUCAAUAUCACCCCCGCGGUUUUUUAAUUUUCUUACGUGCGCUACCUGCGUGCCCUCGACGUUCUCUGGAGAGAAAACAGAAGGUCUGUGAACAGGAAAUUAGAAAAAGAAAGAGACCUGUUUUAAGUUGUUGAAAGUACUUACUAAAUAAUGCGGCAGCGGCGUCAAGUUCAACUGCUGUACAAUUUUUUCGUUUCAGCUUUGUCUGCAGGAUUUUUUUUUUCUGAAAUCCCCCGCCCCUUAUAUCCUUGACGUCAAAGGUUAACAAUGGGAGACGAGAAGUUUCUCGCCUGUCCUCAGGAAUCGAUUGAGACGGCGAUGACCGGAAACGGAAAAUUAAUAUCGACUUCUUUUAAGACAUAAUUGAAAGAGAAAUUAAAAAUAGUCUGAGGUAGUUUGAUGUAUAAAAAAUAAUUGAGAAGUCAGAUGUGUGCCUGUGUCAAACCAGCAACACACAUCUACAAGGAAGUUCACUUUGAGAAUAAGGGACAAUUUGCAUUAGGGAUUGCGAUGAUCGGGGGAAAUCCGGGGGGUGCAUUAAAAGGAAGUACGGGCGGGUAGAGGUUUGCCGCCAAGUCCUUCAAACCCUGAAAAAGAUUUUCCUUUCGCUACCGUGUUUAAGACGAGAAAAUUAUUUAUGACUUUGAUUCGUUUCGUUUUGCACACAGAAUCGAGUAAUUCUUCAAACUAAAUAAUUUAUCAUAGAAUAAAAUUUUUUGGUGAAAAAAAAAGUGGGAAAGAAAGAAAAAGAAACUACAAAAGACAACAAAAGAAACUUUGCUACAACAAAAUAUUAAUGUAGACCGCUCAUCACCAACUUUCGCACUCUUUUGAAGGUUCCCAAUCCAAAAAGACAACCUGUUCAAAACGCUUUUAAAAUAGUUACUAUAGCAAUCGGAUUAAGUUUAAGACUCAAGACCCUGAAAACCAUUUCCUCUCUGCUUUGCGGUCGUUUCUAGUGUUUUCUAAUAACCUUUUUUACAAGUUUCAACGCUUGUCAUGCAGAAAGGUUUUAAGCUUUGCUGUCUAGGAUAGCUGCACGCUCAAGGAUGGAGGAUGGCGGUAGUCCUCAUGAGUAGACGUUCUUCGUCUAGCGAAUUAUGUGGCGGCGCAAAACGUAUCUACGAAUACCAUACCCUCUCGAAAAAAGGAAAAUAAAUCUCUACCUACGGACUCACAUGCAUUUUUCUUUUAGUCAGGAAUGUUUCUACAGCGAUGCCGGCAACUGACAGGACAAGAUAUCGCAGGGAGGUCCCGGACCCGGACGAAAUUCCAGAAACACCCGCCCUCUUCCCGGACAUUCCAGAUUUCAACUUUACCAAAAUGCAAAAUGCAACUAAUCCUCUAGAAAUCCCAAACCCAGAUUUCAACUUUAGCAUGGAUAGCAUAUUGGAAGAAAUGAACAAGUACUUUGAAAAACUGCAGAUCAUGACUCUUCAGUACUGCAACUCAAAUGCAACAAGCUGCCCUGCAGGUCCUCCUGGACCUCCCGGCCCGGUAGGCCCCCGUGGUAAAAGGGGAAAAAAGGGAAAGCCGGGUGACCGGGGACCUCGUGGAUUUGAUGGCUCUGACGGAGCAUCAGGAAUGACCGGACCGAUGGGACUUCCAGGACUGGAAGGACUACCUGGCCUAGAGGGAUCACCCGGACCAAUGGGACCUCUAGGACCAGAAGGACCGAUUGGCCCAGUGGGAUCACCCGGACCGAUGGGCCCUCCAGGACAAGAUGGAUCGAUUGGCCUUUCGGGACCACCCGGACCGAUGGGCCCUUCAGGACCCCGGGGGGCACCCGGACGUCCCGGAAAAGCAACAAGUGACAAAAAUGCAAGCAUGUGGUAGUUUCGCCUUCAAAACAGACAGCAAAUAUGGAAACAAGUGGGACAUUUUACUGCACGAUUGAUGGAGAGCAUACCUCUGGAACACAAUGGAAAUUCAAUGGCAAAAAUCUUACCUCAGGAGAAAAAUAUUCGAUCAGUGACAAUGGCAUUCUGAUCAUAAAGCGGUUAAACUACAACGAUGCUGGACAGUACACCUGUGUUGGCAAAGAUGUUUUUGGAAGGCCUGAAUCUAGUGGCAUCCUUACUGUUCAAGGUAUGAGUAUUAUGGUCGUAAAUUCCUAAAAGUGAGCUCUGUUCCCGAGUCGUUUUUUUUUUUUUUUUCUGUUGGCUUGACAUAUUCUUUGACGAAGCUGUAAAUUUGCUAUUCCAGGAGCCCAUGGUGAUGGGCUCCUAGCCUGUUCCAGGCUCUCAGAUGGUGGGGAGGACGCGAAAGAAAAAGGUACGCGAAAAGUUGGCGGGGCGGGAAAAAGAAAAAAAAAAGCCCCCCCCCGCCCCCCCCCCCCCCCGCCCCCCCCCCCGAUCUCCCCAGUUUCCUCCCGUUUUAUUUUUGUGUUUGCGCUUUCUGAAUUCAGCGGACCCGACUAUCUCGGAGCCUGGAACAGGCUAAUGGGCUCCUGGCUAUUCACAAAAACAUUUCUCAAGUUUCAUAAAGAAAAAGGGCACCAAAGUGACAUUUUUAACAAAACGAACCAGUCAACCGUGAUACAACCCCUUUCAACCUUCACGUCGCAGAAAGAGUUACGUAUCACAGCUCUUUUUUGUAUUUAAUUAAAAGCUUAUUAUGUUGAAACAGUGGAGGCUUUGGUACUAGUACCAAGGACCAGCUUCUCCAAAUUUUCACUAAAUUUCGAUCUCGAAAGCAAAUUUUAAAAUCAAAACCAGUUUAAAAUGAUCUACUUAAGAACAGUAGCCGAAGCCCGUCCAAGCUAACAGACCAUUCCAUUUUUCACUUAUAGUUUUAGUACAUUACUCUCAAAACUAUGAAAACUCCUUUCUUGAAUGUUAACGUGCAACAGUAGAUUAAAACAGAUUUCCGGGCGUGGUGUUUUCCGAGACCUACGAGUGUCCAGUCCCUGGUUAUGACAGGGAUAUUACUGAGUCAUUCCAACACCUCAAAACCAUAGGCUCGAUUCUCGUCGCUCUCUCGGGUCCGAUCUUGAUCCUCCCAGAGAGGAGUCUUUUUUUGGGAGGGUGGGGAGAGGGUGGAGUGGCACUGGUUUAUGUCCCGAGCAGCGGCUGGUAAUCGAGUCUAUACUACAAAAUCGGUGCGGCCAUUGUUACUAGAUGGUAAGUUUCAAAGAUUUCUAAACAGCUGAUCAUGAACUGAGACUUACUUCAAAACCAACUUAUGACGUGUUCAUAUCUCCCGUAUCUAGGGCGUCCGGUCUUCCUUAAAAAGCCUCCAUCGGAUGCCACAGCCCUGGAACGCGAUACUCUCCGGAUACCCUGUGAGGUUGAAGGUGUCCCACGUCCCAGGAUAAGUUGGUCAAGAGUAGGAAAGACGUUACCAGUUGGAAAGACUAAAGUAAAAGAAGGUACACUUAUCAUUAGCGACCUGAAUGUCACUACAGACGGUGGAUUGUACGAAUGUGCUGCAGCGAACUCAUUCGGAGCAACGAAAGCCCGGAUAAAAGUUGAUGUGCAGCGACCUCAGCUUCCAGCAGGUUUGUAUAUCGUAUAGUUUUGCAGAUUUUACUGCUCUCGUUCCCAGUCACUCCUGAAGCUCUGUUUUGUUUUGUUUCUUUUUUUUUUCCUCUAGAAAUUUACCGGCUCAACUUUCCCCUGAAGUAGUUUAUAGCUACACCACCGAAUUGUUUGAAAACAAAGAAUUCAAAAUAAUAAAACAUAAUAGGAUUAGAAGUAAAUAACAGGAGGCUGCCUCAAGUAAAAUGCUAGAGGAAUUUAGCCUGAUCCUGUGACCCCAGGGGAGCACACAAGGGAAGUUUGGGUAAUGUUUAUUUCGCUAUAUAAUUGUUUUUUAGUCAAGCGACCCUAUUUUUCAACCCUGAUUCGUUUCAUUUUGCAGAUCGAAAGAAUCAAGUAAUUUUUUUAAACUAACAUUAUAGGGUUUAGCACUUUUGGAUAUCACAAAUGUAGACCGCUCAUCCAAAAAUAAACCGCCCUGUUCAAGACACUUUAUAGUAAAAUCGUUUACCGUCUUUAUGAGAACCAAGACCCUGAAAAACCACAUGCACCUAGUAGCUUGUUCAAGCGGUACAUACUCGUAUUGGCCAAAUGAAGGGAGUGCUCCCCUAGCCCUCGGGCCUGUGACCAAGCCAAUUGCAAAGAUACUGUGGAUAACCUCAUGAUUAGCCUGCGUGGAGGGCGCAAAAAGAGGAGGGGGAGUGGGAAGGAAGAAAAGCGCGAAAGAGGGGAAAAGGGAAGGAGCCUUACCCUUUCUCCCCAAUCCCCCUUCUUUUUCCCUUCCUCCCUAUCCCCUACCCCUUUCGACGCCUGCUACGCAGGCUACCCCAUAAUGAGACUGUUUUCUGGUUCUUCUUUUUCUUGCAGAAAAGUGUAACUGCUGGCGUGGUUCAAAGGGAGGGUUCACGGCUUUUUCAUGGGGGUAUGACGGACCCAACGGGAGGGACACCGAUGUUUUUGAUUUCCAGUCUGAUGGAGACUUUAUACUUCAUGGUUUCCGGAUGAGGGGUGUAUUUGUGACUUACAACCCUACUACAGACGUGAGCAUUCGUCUACAGUACGCUAACAACGAUUCCUUGAUCGCAGAAAGAAAUGGUACGUUUAUUGGCCUAGACAACCGCCAGGACGUGACCUUUGAAGUUCUUUUUCCCAAAGGGGUGCAUAUUCGUUCUGGUGUUAAAUACACUGCAUCGUCUAAAAUGGAUGCUAAACAAAUAAACGCUUUCUUUUACGUGAACACUGACGGGAGAAAAAUGGUCACGUGUUCUAAAGCAACGAUUACCUUUACCCCUACUCCCCGUAGUAAAACAUCUAGUCCAUAUCGUGGUUCAAACAUCAGAGGGGGCCAGAUAGCGGCUUUUAUUAUCGGUUCCUCUCAGUGUUAAGAGACCUUGUGUCUGACUCUUCCAAUCCCAAGAGUUUUCCAUGCAUGAAAAUUAAUAUUUCACUUUGUAAAACAAAUAUAGAUCUUUUUAAAAUAACGCUACGGCGGGCAUACUGGUGUACCAGAAUAAUCCCAUGGGGAUUUUGUUCCAAGAAAUUUGCAUCAUUAGUGAUAAUGUAAUUGAAAGCGAUCUAUACCUUAUUUGUCUGCCGGGGAGGUUUGGAUGGUGAGAUAUUGGACUGAGGCAAUCGGUUUAGUGAUAAAACUCGAAAUAAAUUCCUAAGAAAAGUUUAAGAAAAGUUUUCGAUUGGUAUUUUUUAAUUGUAAAUAGAGUCGCGAGUGACCCGGAAUGGGAGUCGAGAUCGUAGGAUUCCGGCCUGUAAGCAAGUCAAUCAUAGCAAAUAAUUUUAUAGAUUUCGUAUUUCGUAAAAAUAAAUAGAUGUUUUGAGAAAUUAGUAGCAGCAUUUAAAAUUACUGUAAACUCAAGUGCGAGUAAAGGUAUUGGUUGAGUGAGCUCCUGAUUAUAUUUCCUGCACUAUCUUGGAACUGAAAACAGAGGGUGAUUUUAGAGAAAGGAAAGUGUUAUAAAUGAUUAGGUUUCAUUGUCUUGCGUUGAUUUUAUAGUCAUGACAGAUAACAUGUAAUCAUCUCCGUCUAUGUUACACUUGAUGUCAACAUCAUUAGUUGCAAUAAAGAUGAGGCUAACGAAUGUGUUUAGAAGGCCUAAGUGAUCUUGAUUU
Messenger RNA from Porites lobata, 9788 nucleotides. The record is from the annotation of a GenBank genome assembly. NCBI's taxonomy places the organism in Eukaryota, Metazoa, Cnidaria, Anthozoa, Scleractinia, Poritidae.